Colletotrichum chrysophilum is the source of this 2388-nucleotide messenger RNA. RefSeq lists its product as uncharacterized. The transcript has a single exon. Bases 1 to 2388 code for a protein of 795 amino acids. Gene Ontology annotation, biological process: regulation of transcription by RNA polymerase II. Lineage: Eukaryota; Fungi; Ascomycota; Sordariomycetes; Glomerellales; Glomerellaceae. The record is from RefSeq and is a predicted model, not a curated record. Gene Ontology annotation, cellular component: nucleus.
AUGUCCGUCUCCGUCAACCCUCGACGAAGGACUCCGGUGACUCGCCCGGAGUCUCCUGCCGGCCUUAGCCUUAAGACCAACAUGACCCUUCGCAAGGGUGCUACCUUCCACUCUCCCACCAGCCCUACCUCUUCAACAGACGAUGCCUUGGCCUCCCCUCCUAGCCUUCGACGCUCCCAGACAAACCUGGACGACGUCGUUGAUGCCCACUGCCGUCGCGCCGCGUUGAUGAUCGACGACAUUGAGAACUCUCUCUCCAACAUCACCAUCGUCUCGCCCAAGGCCAGGUCCUUCCGUGACGACAGCCUUCCCGUUCCCAGAGGCUUCCUCAACCUUCCCGUUGUCGACCCCGCCAUGGCCAAGGAGAAGUCAAAGGAAGCGGAACGCCGCAUUCUGCGUCCUAGAACCCGCCGCUCCUCGAGACAUCAUGAAUCAGACAGCGGACUCGGCACCUCUGUCGCUCCUACCACCGAGACAGAGCCUGCGACCACCGCAUCAAAGAAGGCCUCUGCCAUUACUAGGUCCGCUGCUGCCACCUCUUCAUCCACCAAGGAGAACCUUCGCGGCCUCAGCCAAAAGGCUGCCAACCGCAUCACAGAGCACAUUCUGCGCCCUCUUCGGGCCAAGCCUGCCCUGAAGGACUUUGAGCCCAUUGUUCUCGAUGUUCCUAGACUCAUUAGAGAUAAGGAGAUCAUCUGUCUGAGAGAUCUCGAAAAGACUUUGAUUUUCAUGGCACCGGUAAGUCAAGCACUGACUGAUACUGGUCUUUGGGGAAAUACUUAUCGAUUGUUGAUGAAGGGGAGGUCCAAGACUGCCGCCUUGUACCUCGACUUCUGCCUGACGUCGAUCCGCUGCAUUCAAGCCACCGUGGAAUACCUCAGCGACCGAGAACAGACUCGACCCAACGACCGACCUUACACUAACGGGUAUUUUAUCGAUCUUGUCGAACAGCUUCACCAGUACGCAGGCCAACUCGCUGCCGCCAAGGAAAAGGGAGACGUUGAGAUCUCGUAUGGUAACCCCGCUCCGGGAUUAUUUGCCCCUGCUAACGCGACAGACAGCACCGACGAAAUCAAGCUUUACGGUGGCAUCACCGAGAACGGACGCCCUGCUGAGCUCGUCCGCGUUCGUAAGGACGGUAAGGCCAUCUCCAUGGCUACUGGUCUGGAGGUCGACCUGGACGACUCCGCACCCAUCAAGAUGAAGCGCUCCAUGAGCCAGCAGCUGGAGGACGAGGAGGAGAUCAUGCGCUCCAUGGCCCGCCGCAAGAAGAACGCCAGCCCCGAGGAGCUCGCCCCCAAGAAGUGCCGCGAGCCUGGCUGCAACAAGGAGUUCAAGCGCCCAUGCGACUUGACCAAGCACGAGAAGACUCACUCGCGUCCUUGGAAGUGCCCUGUUCCCACCUGCAAGUACCACGAGUACGGCUGGCCGACUGAGAAGGAGAUGGACCGCCACCACAACGACAAGCACUCUUCGGCUCCUCCCAUGUACGAGUGCUUGUACAAGCCUUGCCCUUACAAGUCGAAGCGCGAGUCCAACUGUAAGCAGCACAUGGAGAAGGCUCAUGGCUGGACCUACGUCCGCACCAAGACCAAUGGCAAGAAGGACAGCAAGGCCGGCAGCGUAACCCACGCCACUCCCCAGCUUCACCACAUGCCUACCCCCUCCACCAGCAGUGCUGCCACUCCUCCUCCGCCAAUGGACCAGGCCCAGCACUUCAACUUCAACGACCCCAUGCUUCCCCUGCACCCCAUCGGUCCCGUUGGCGACUUCGCUUCCCACAUUGACGGCAUGGAAUUCCCCUCGUACAUUUCCGAUGAAGAGUUUGAGCAGGUCAUAGGCGUCCAGCAGCCGUUCGACAACCAAGUGGACCUCGAGAUGUCCCUGUCCCCGUCCGACCACAAUACUCCCAACACCGACAUCUCUCUUGGCCCGUACUCGUACCAAGACGGUCCGGAGUUUAUUGUGGAAGACGACAUCUACGCUGCGCAUGCUUCGCUUCCCACUCCUGACCGCGCCGUGUUUGCCGACAAGCAGAUGAACAUGGCUUUCCCCAUCUACCAGCCUGUACCCGCCUGCCAGCCGCAGAUGAUGCCGGCUCAGCCCGCUCCUCACAUCUCCCCCAUCGGCCAGGGCAAUGCUAUGCUCUUCACACCUAACUCGCUGGCUGAGGUCGACGAGAGCUUCGAUGACAACUUUGGCAACGCCGGUGACAACUUCUGCGGCAACGACUUUCAGUUGUUCCCGUCCAACAAUGCUACUAAGGCCUUCGAGCCUCUGUUUGGCGAGGUACCGAGCGCCGGUCUGGGUUACUCCCAAAAUUCCCAAGACCCCUUCCAGUCACUAGACUGGAAUAACAUCGACUACACAAACUUCCCGAGCCAGUAA